AUGUCUCAACCCUACCACACUUUAACCAAGUCCCUCACAUUUCCCAAUCUAGACCAGUAUCAAUGGUGGCAGCAAGCUGGGCCAACUCUGUCCAAGCUGCUCUCCACAGCCAAUUAUCCUAUCGACCAACAAUACCAAUACCUCCUCCUGUUGGGCCUACACAUCAUCCCCAUGCUGGUCCGCGGAAUCGGCACCCUCGAAUUCAGCCAAAACUUCACCAAGGACAAGAACACGGUCCGGAUGGGGUUCGAGCCGGUGCACUACAUGGCGACAACUGGACAAGACCCGUGUAACCAGCUCAUCAUGAACGAGGCAGUAACAACGUUCAAGCGACUGGGCGCUACCAUGGACUUAUCGCUCUACCAUUCCUUGGUAGCGGGGCUUACCGUCUCCGACACGGAGCUGGCCAUUCUUCGAGAGAAAGAUGAGCUGAAUAAACAGCCAACAAAGUCCCAGCAUGUCUUCGGAAUCGACAUGAAGGGAGGGGACGUGUUGGUCAAGGUCUACAUUUAUCCGCAGCUCAAGGCUCUUGCGCAGCAAGUACCCGUGUCGGAGCUGAUCUUCUCUGCCUUGGACAAGGUCGACCACGGUAAGUUGGGCGAGAGCGGGUGUCUUUCUGUCAUGAAGGAGUUCAUUGCAGACGAGAGUGUGAACCCGGCGACGACUCCCGUUACCUUUUUGGCCUGUGAUCUGCUGGAGCCUAGCCAGGCUCGGGCCAAGGUCUACAUCGCCGAGUUUCAGUUCGACUUUGAGACGCUCUCCCGGAACUGGACCCUUGGCGGGAGGUUGAACGACCCCGAGACCAUGAAGGGGCUGGAAUUGCUCCAGGAACUCUGGACGGCGUUCGACCUCCCCCAGGGACUGAGGGAGCCUCCUAAACCGGGCGACUCGCCGGCUCGGCUGCCGUUCCUCUACAACUUUGAGAUGCAGUCGGGGAGGAAGUACCCGAAGUCGAAGAUUUACUUUCCCUUGGCGGAUGUGAAUGAUCGCGACAUUGCGAAUGUGCUGGAGGCGUUCUUUGAGAAACAUGGAUGUGCUGGAUUGGCAAAGUCCUAUACGGAGAAUUUGUUGCAGUAUUUGUGA
Aspergillus bombycis is the source of this 1083-nucleotide messenger RNA. RefSeq names its product dimethylallyl tryptophan synthase. Lineage: Eukaryota; Fungi; Ascomycota; Eurotiomycetes; Eurotiales; Aspergillaceae. Gene Ontology annotation, biological process: alkaloid metabolic process. The record is from RefSeq and is a predicted model, not a curated record. The transcript is spliced from 2 exons. Gene Ontology annotation, molecular function: transferase activity, transferring alkyl or aryl (other than methyl) groups. The coding region runs from base 1 to 1083 and encodes 360 amino acids.